Molecule: messenger RNA, 6809 nt
Organism: Melospiza melodia melodia
Lineage: Eukaryota; Metazoa; Chordata; Aves; Passeriformes; Passerellidae
Gene: ITPRIP
Product: inositol 1,4,5-trisphosphate receptor interacting protein
Exons: 4
Coding region: 722-2371 (549 amino acids)
Cellular component (GO): membrane
Molecular function (GO): protein kinase inhibitor activity
Source: RefSeq, a predicted model, not a curated record
UUCUCUAUCCUAAAAUAUUGUAGUUUAUCUUUUGCGGUUCUGUGUUUCACAUCUUCCUGUGCUCUUACCCUUGCUUCCUGCCUCUUCUGUUUUCUGUUUCUCCAUUAGCUCUGUAAACCCAACUCCCCGAGCAAGUAUUUCUACCUUUCAAGCUGCUUACAGAAGCUAGAUGCCUUUUCUAGACAAACCAAUCCCAGACAAAACUGUCCCAGCCCUUGCACUUAUGCAGCUGCUCAUCUGACCCUAAUCCAUUUUAAAAGGAGAGUGCUGGUGGGUGAGGAUGGAGUCAGAGGAGGGAAGUCCUUGCUUGCCGACACCCAUGGGAGAAGCUGCAUUUUAACUCUUCCCUGAUCACUUCAAACGGAUUAUUCCUGCUCUCUUGAGCUUUUAUGAUCAUUUUAUUAGACUUCCUGGCUGUGCUUCAGUGGCGGGUGACUGAACUGAGUCUUCUCUGCAUCACGGUGAUUGUCGUAAUGUGAAGUUUAAUGAGCACCUGCAAAGCUGUGUAGCAGGCAGCUUUCUUUCGUCCUCCUGAACCUUUCCCUGCUUUGUGCCCACAUGAGAAAAGAGGGGUCUCUGCAUUCUCACCUGGCCCAGGGAGCAGAGCAAGAGCUGCUUUGGCUGCUGUCAGGAGGGGCCUACCUGUGACCACAGCACCUUCUGGGGGCUUUUGGAGCCCCAGGACUGCCACAAGAGGGUCUGCAGAAGGGAAGGAACUGCCAUGCCCGUGGGACUCUUCCGGGUGUGCCUACUGGUGAUCACAGCCAUUGUCAACCACCCGCUCUUCUUCCCUAAGGAGAAUGGCACGGUCCCUGAGAACACAGAGGAAAUCAUCCAGAAGAUGAAGGAGCGGGAGGAGAGCCUGCGGCUGGAGCAGCUGCGCUUGGAGCAGGAAAUCGCACACCAGGAAGCCACACAGAAGGCUCUGGAGGAGGCUGCAGUGGUAGUGGAGGAAAGCAAAGAGGGAAGGGUCCGAUGGGAUAUGUGGACUGCCCUCUCCAUGGUCAUCUUCCUGCUGAUCGAGCUCUGGAGGCAGGAUUUCCAGGAAGGGAAUUGGCAGGACAUAGGAGGAGAAGAGGAUGACAUGGCAGUGCUGGGGAAGGCAUUUAAAGGAGUGGCCUUGCCCGACAAGGCUGUCCUGGCCAGCUUCUAUGAGAAGCGUAUCCUGGGUACCACUGGAGACAUGGCCAGGAUGCGGGAGAUGGUGGAAGGCUUUGCAGAUGACCUGCUGGAGGCCUUGAGGAGCGUCUGUAACCGGGAUGCUGACAUGGAAGUGGAGGAUUGCAUGGGUGUGGGGAGCAUGUAUGAGAACUGGAGAGUGCGCAAACCCUUCGUCUGUGAUCUGAUAGUGCCUUUUGCUCCCCCGGAGCCUUACUGCUUUCGCUGCCACACCUGGUGCUCUGGUGACUCUUUUCCCCCAGAUGAACAAGGUUAUGGCACUAUCAAGGUGUGCAGGGCAGAUGAGGAUGUGACGGGCUGCAUCUGUGACAAGACAAAACUAGGGGAAGAUAUGCUGUGCCUCCUCCAUAGCCAGGUCAGUAGUACCAAGCCCAGCAGUGAGAUGGAAGACCUCCUGUGCUUCAAAAACACUCAAUAUCUGGAUGCUGACCAAGUCAUGAAGUGGUUCCAGAUUGCUGUCACCAAGGCCUGGAACAGAAUCUCCCACAAAUAUGAAUUUGACCUUUCCUUCAGCCUCCUGGACUCGCCAGGAGCCCUGAAGAUAAAAUUUAAAUCGGGGAAAUCUAUUGCCUUCAACCUCACCCCUGUGGUGCAGUAUGAGAACUCUGACGUUUACUUCAUCUCCCACUUCCCUCGGAGCAGCCUGGCAGCAGAUAUCCCCUCCAGCACCCACUGGUUUCUCACCUUUGCAGUGUAUGAGAGGAGGUUCAUCCAGCUGGUCUCCAAAACACUGCCUGCCAAUGCCUGCCACGUCAGCUGCCUUCAGAUCCUCUCCUUCCUCCAUGGGAAGCAGUGCAGCCUCACAGGUCCCAGUGGGCUCACCAACUACCACCUGAAAACAGUGCUGCUGCAUCUCCUGCAGGCACGUCCCAGCCAGGACUGGGCCCCAGAAAAGCUGGAGGCCCGCCUACAGGACAUGCUGAAAUUCCUAGAGAAAUGUUUGCAUGAAAAGAAGCUUUAUCACUUCUUUAUUGGCAAUGGGAAGGUACCAGCAGAGCUGGGUUUCCCCAUCAUAUUUCAGAGGGCUGAGCCUCUCAACCUUUUCCGUCCCUUUGUGCUGCGCAGGGACAUUUACAGGAAGAUGGUGGACACGUUCCACGAGAUGCUCAGGAACAUGUCUGCACUGAUAAACGAGUACACAGUGCACAUUCCCCUUGCACACACCAAUGGGAUCCGUAAGGAACCCCUUUAACCAAAGCCUAACUCUAAGCACAAGUCCAGAGGGCAGCUUUCUGAAGCCUCCUGGAGACAACUGACUUUGCCAGUAGAGCUUCUUGUCUGGAGCUGAACCAGUCCUGGGCCAUGGUUCCUGCUGAAAGGAAGAGGCUUGGGGGGGAGAAUAGGGAGAAACUGGAAGAUGUGGUGGUGAAGUAGGUUUCUGUUCCACUGCUGUGCCUGGUUUUAUGCAGCUAAGAAUAUAUUUUUUCUAUUGUGCCUCGGUCAUGCUACAGCAGUGGUGAGCAAUAAAUAUACGUAAUUUAUUCAGAUGCCUGCAAUGCAAAUGGGGGCGGGGGUGUGAUGGUGGCCAAAUACUUCAUUUCCUUCAGAAGGGACAGAUAAGAAGAGGGUGGGGGAAUCAGAGACAGGAUCUUGGGAUCAAAGGAGCCUGUCUGCUUGCAGACAGCAGGAGCUCUUUCACCAAUGGGAAGUGCAACAUCAGUCUACAUGCUGGUGUGGAGAGGAGGAGGGUCAUGCACAAGGUCUGGACUGGAUGGAGGUCCUUAAAUAAAGCACAGCUUCAGAACUGUAGUUAAAAAAAAAAAAAAAAGAAGAAGAAAAAGCCUUCUUGACUGGACUUGCAGCAGUAACUUAUAUGGCUUGUCCUGUCCUCCAGAAAUACUCCUGCACAUUUUUUUCUCCUGUGGGAGGAUGUAGCAGAGCAGGGUCUGUGUCUUCAGACCAUUUCAUUUGAGUCUUCCAUGGGAACAUGGCUAGUGGUUUAUAUUCCUGCCCAUUUUGUAUGGAUCAAUGAACAGGAACUUUUAUUAUCUUAGAUAAAAGAAACACCACUAUUGGGUUCUGACAUUUUGGGUUGUUUGUUUUCGUUACCUCAGGGCACCGAAGUGUGAGAACAGCCUAGAGAGAAAGGAAAAGCAGGGCUUGAACUAUAUCAUCUUUGAAGGUCCCUUCCAGCCUAAACUAUUCUGAUUCUAUGACUGCUGUAAGUUUUGAUUUCGUAAAAGAAGCAGUUCUCCAAAAUUAUCCUGCAAUGAAGCCAAUCUCAGAAGUCUGGAAGCAGGAGUGAUCACCCUCCAUUUGAGAGUGUGACUCUCUGCACAUGGUUUUAAUUAGGCCAAGGCCAGCAGGGAAGGAAGGGAUAAAAAAGAUGCACAUGUAGUAGAUCUGAGCAGUGCUGCUUGCAGCUGCCUUAUGAUCCAUGUUGCAUCCCUUCUGUUCCAUAUAUGCAGGCAAAAGCUACUUUAUACAUUCUCUUCAAUCAUUUUAAAGACUGCUGCUCUGAGGACCUGCACUAGUAGACUGUAAUUUGCUGAGCUGGGAGUGCAGAGGAGGAGAGCUGCCACAGGCUUUCAGACCAGGAGAGAAUCUUGAGGCAUGUGCUAAAAAAAAAAAAAAAUUGCAGAAACAGAAAUGCCUGAAAUCCCACAGGAAGCAUGUUAGUGCUGUGCCAGUGGGCUGCCCAGCCCCAGCAAGGUGGCUUUCCUGAAGGAGAGGACUCAGGAGAUCCUCACCCUCCUGAGUGUGGGGUCCAAACCAGGGCCCCAGUGCAUAAUUGCUUUAGCUAGUCCCAGAAGCCUGGCCUCCAGUGCUAGGGGACCUUUCCCACCAUUUUCUCACACUAGGAUUCCCUGCAAAGUUUUACACUAGGGCUUCCCUUAAUCCCGUUUACAAGAGAGUGGUGGUUCUGUGAGGUAAGACCUGUCAGAGAUCCUUUUAACAAUCCUGUAUCACUGCUGGAAGCAGCACACAGCAUGAAGCUUGUUAUCCUGCCUUAUCCAGUUGAUAAGCAAACUUUCCAUAGACAUGUCCUCUCUUCCCUCUUCCUGGUAAAAACUGUUUCAUCACCUCAUUGGUGUCUGCUCUUCUCUGUCCUGCCACCACUGAGGGACACUUCACACACAGAGGCAGAGGAAGCUGUAACUGCUGUCUCCACACCUGGUUUAUAAGAAAGCACAGAUGGUGGCAGAGCUAUGCCCAAAGUGCUGCCUCCCUUGGCUUUUAUUACCACAGGUAGUUAAGUAGGGUCUCUGAACAGAAAGUAAGGGGUAGGUAGGAAUGGGGGAGAAGAGGCUGGUGGGUAAUGACAGUAGGAAAAAGUCUUGGAUCAUCAGUGCUUACUUCAGCAUCCUUGGUGAUGAGUGCCUGGGAGACUGCCAGGAGAGCAGCAGGGCAGGACUAAUUGCUGACGCUAACGAGUGCUGUAAAUCCCUGGCUUUCCAAGUACAGCCAAGAAGGCUUUCCCCAGUAGGAAAGAGAGCAGGAGCAAUCUCAAGGGCCAUGGCAAGCAGGUAGUGACAAGCAGAGGUACAGGGAGGGUGGGUCAGUACUGGAGCCCGGAGGCUGCCUCAGAAGCUGUGUAAGUCGUUUGCAAACCCAGGUGAUUUGCCAUUUUUACCUGCCCAGGUUUUAUUGCAAAGUGCCUGCAGCAGACCCAGCUUUACUUGGACUGCUGGCAUGUAAAGCAGGCAGGUCACUCUGGAGCAGUUGUGGUUGAAGUUGCUUCUAAAUGUGCUCCCAGCCCAGCCAGAGAGAAAUUAGAAUUUCUCUGCCAUUUCCUGUCAGGAGUCUAAAUUUAGACUGUCCAAAGAACAGAAACAAAUUUAUGACCCAGGUCUCUCAGGAAAUGACAUUCUGAGUAGAAAAAUAACUUUUAUAUAAGGUUGAGCAGGAGGACCAUGAGAAGAAAAGGCUGUUGAACAGAAUAAGGUAACUCCCCUAUUAAAAUGUCAGAACAAAGCUUUGCAACACCAGUUGCAAAGGGCUUGUAAACGUGCCCAAACUCGCCUUUACACAGCCCCAAGCGCUGCUGCUCAGACUCAAAGGGAACCUGAACUGAUAAGUGGAUUGAAUCUUUUGUUCUUUGUUUUCUGUACUUGUAUGCCUGUUUUCUCUUAUGCCCAAACUGACCCUGAAGUAUUCCCACGGGGUUUAGUUGAACAGAAGCUGGAGUUGAAUCAAGUAAUUUAUGGAUUUGAUCCCACUGAAAGCAAAUUGUUUGGCAUAGUUUUCCUACAUGCAAUAUGCUCAUUUUUCCCUGAGCACCUUUAAAGUGAUCUGGUCUGUGCAUUUAGGCUGUGAGGGGACCCACUCAUACCUGUUGGGGGGAAAUGUUAUCUGUGAUUAUAAGCUGCGCUUCAGUCAGCCUCAGAGUGGAGAUCUUCCUUGGAAACCAAGGUACAGACAUGUCCCAUCAGAGGAGAGCCUGGUACACAGUGUUUCUUUGGACCACACUUCUGCCAUGGUACAAGGAGGCUGUGAUGUGAAGCACAUCAUUCCUUGGACUUCCUUGUCUCUCCAGGAUCAAAUCUUUGCCCACCAAAUACUAGCCUAUUAGUAAGAGCCUAGACUCACAUUUCACAAAAUAAGGUUUAUAAGACAAUUCAGUUUCAGCAGCUGCCAGUCAGUAAAAAUGUCUUAGGACAUUUUAGUGUUGCCCAUGGGCAGUUCUGCCUUGGUUGAAAUCUGGGUGGGUGAUCAUAGGAAGCAGCUUUAAAGGAUGGGAGUAGAACGGAGAUUUUGUGGUUUAAAGUGAAAAACGAUUUUUUAAAACCAAACUGCUUAUGGCAGUUACCUGAGUAACAAACAUAUUUUUGACAAUGCCUGUAUCUCUGUGAGAUAUCCUAAAGAAAAGUAAACAGCCUGUCCUGGACUCUCAGCGCUGUUCUUGCCAUUUGCUAACCAGGAGAAUUCAACACAUGAACUCCAAGUGCCUUCCACUGGUUUCCAGCCACUCCCUGAGCCCUCAGCUUGUGGUUUUAAUAUUUUAUUACAGGCUCUGUCAAAGCAGUGGAAUUAGUGGUGAGUUGAUAGCAACCACUGAUCUACAGCAUAGCCUCAGGAUCCAUUUGCCCUUAGAAAAUGUCUUGGUCUAAGGUUAUUAUUGCUGAACAGGAGCUGAAUGUCUGCUAAGGGCUGGUGUUGGGUGUUCACUGUUAAGCAGCCACAGAAAAGAGUUUCUCUCUUUCCAAGCUGCUCUGUAUACAGGUAUAUACAGGGGUAUAAAGAUGUAGUUUAGCCAGAUGAUCCAAAAAUUUGUCCAGUAUUCAAGCAGCAGGAUUGGGUGAUUGUUCACCAGCCAUUUUUAAUGCAAAGUUUUUGUAGUGUUUUCUCUGUGGUGAGGAAGUGAGACUUCAGGCACCUGUAACAGCUUUGCUGCUGCUAGUGAGGAGUUGUCUCACAGCACCUACCUGGUAAACAGCUUUAUUUAUUACUUGGGUUUUUUAGAAUUGGGGGGGGUGUGUGUGUAAUGUGUUAGCUCAGAAGCAAAACUGUAGUACAGAGAUGAAUUUGGCAAUGGAGCCAAGAUGGGCAAUAAUACCAGAACUCUCCAGACUAAGGUCUUCCUUGAUGGACAAUGCUGUACUUAAACCACUGCUUCUAUAGCAGGACACUGUUGAAUUUGUAUAGAUCUCAUGCAGCUUUAUUUAUAAUAAAGGAAGUCUUGUACAAAA